UCCCGUUCCCGUACCACCAUUUCCUCUUCCUCGCCUGAGCCGCGAGCCUCCGUUCCGUUCCGCCGACGCUUCAGUCUCCUACUCUCCCCCGACCCGCGUCGCCGCCGUCGCCGCCGUCGCCGUCCCCGUUCCUCCCCGCCGCGCCCCUGCCGUCUCCGCCCGCCCGGCCGUCCGCCCGCAGUCUCUCGAUUUCGAGGACCUGGCGCUCCCAUGGCGACACCCGACGAGCAUGCCGAUGCCGAGGGUCUGAUGGGAGAACAUGCUGAGAAGGAGCAUGCCGAUUUCGAGGCGAGGGUCAAGAGGACGAUAUACAUCGACCACCUCUCCCCUGUGGUUACUCGCCAAGUUAUCCGAGCAGCUCUUUCCCAGUGUGCGAAUGUUGUCAGCGUGGAGUUCAUUGAGAACUACACAAUCCUGUACGACAUCCCUGCCGCCGCGCUGGUGGAAUUGGACGACGAGUCGCAGGCCAAGUCUGCUGUGGACUUGAUGCGAGAUUUCCCCUUCAUAAUCGGUGGAAUGCCCAGGCCUGUCCGGGCUAGCUUGGCAAGGCCCGAAAUGUUUGCUGAUCGUCCUAGCCUGCCUGGCUCGAAGAUGGAGUUCCUUUGGCUGAAACAAGGAGAUCCGGAGUAUGAUGGGAUGAGCAAGCUGAAGAGCCUUGCUAAGAGGCAGGAAGCAGAGAACAUGGCGCUCAUCAAGAGUAUACUGGAGGAGGAGAAGGAACUGGCGGCUCAGCAGCAGAUAAUGCUUGACGCCAACUACUACAAGUACGACCUGCUCGAGAGUAUCGUGCAAAACGGGACCAUCAAGAACCUCGCUGGCCAUUAUAGGGUCAACUUGUUCGACAGCUGAUCAUUUUUUACAGUCUAUGAAAUGGCUUCAGAGAUUGCAGUCCCUGGUGCAAGCUAGUUCCAUUCCACUCGUAAAAAUGCGUGGUAGUGACAACCGUCUUCUUCUGUGUAAAAGUGGGUUCUUAUGUAGUGUGACGGCUUAGAUUAUCACGUAAUCUUCGUAUGAUGUCAGUUUAACAUCGCAUCAAGAUAAUGCAAUGAUGUCUGAUAUUGUCUUGUGUAUUAUGUGAAACUCGCAUAUCACGCGUGUUCGUGCCA
Molecule: messenger RNA, 1106 nt
Organism: Triticum dicoccoides
Lineage: Eukaryota; Viridiplantae; Streptophyta; Magnoliopsida; Poales; Poaceae
Exons: 3
Coding region: 211-849 (212 amino acids)
Molecular function (GO): RNA binding
Source: RefSeq, a predicted model, not a curated record